AUGCACAACUCCCUCAACCGCCUGCAGACGGUCUUUGGCUUCUUCACCACCGUCGCAUUCACACUGGGCUGCCUCAUCGCCCUGACAGACCUCUGGGCCGAGCGGACGCCCACCGGCGUCAUCAAGGCCACAAACACACAAGUAGUCAAGGGCAGGCCCCAUUACUACUCGUCCAAGAAGGAGGAAUACGCCAUCAUCAAGUUCUCUCUCGACGCCGACCUCUCCUCCCUCUUCACGUGGAACACCAAGCAGCUCUUUGUCUACGUCACCGCCGAAUGGCCCGCGCCCGAGGUCGGCAUAAACGCCACCAAUGAGGCCGUCAUCUGGGACUCGAUCAUCACCAAUCCCAGCGCCGAUCACCUCGUCAACCUGGGACCCAUUGGCAAGAAGAAGCUAAAGGCGAGCGCUGGCGGCAAGAGCAUCGCGCCCGAAAGGGGCCUGCUGAAGCUCAAGAACCAGAAGCCAAAGUACCAGAUCUCCCACCCGAGCGGCAAGAUUGCGAGCGCAGAGGAUGUCACCCUCAAGGUGCACUACAACGUGCAGCCCUGGUUUGGGCUGUUGACAUGGAACACACAGUCGGACAUUGGCCGAUGGAAGUCGUUCGCGGGGGGCGUCAGUGACCAAUUCUCGUUGCCUGCCGUCAAGGUCAAGGAUGACAAGAAGCCGUAG
Messenger RNA from Emericellopsis cladophorae, 669 nucleotides. RefSeq names its product Signal peptidase complex subunit-like protein. Gene Ontology annotation, biological process: protein targeting to ER. The coding region runs from base 1 to 669 and encodes 222 amino acids. The record is from RefSeq and is a predicted model, not a curated record. Lineage: Eukaryota; Fungi; Ascomycota; Sordariomycetes; Hypocreales; Bionectriaceae. The transcript is spliced from 3 exons. Gene Ontology annotation, cellular component: signal peptidase complex; membrane.